UCACAACUGCAGGAUUUUACUCAAUCUUUACAACAUGUACGGGGACCGGAUUAUGCUUUGGUUCGUUUAAAAAAUAAAGAUAAAGCCGUAAAAUUUAUAAGACUAUACGGUUUAUUGCAAUCGUUUUACGAUUUAAUGUUUGCCAUAAAUAAUACACAAUUCUAGAGACAAGUACUAUAUAUAUCGGCUGAAAAACGAUGGGUAUUAAAUGCAUCACUACAGACUGUGACGAAACGAAACUUUACUGGAACGACGGAGGAGGGGCACACUGCAGAUGAAAAAUCAUCACAUGGUGGUCAUGCAGUGUACACCUGUCCCAAUCACAUGAGUUUACUCACUGUGACGUGUGUUGAACCAGCUCACCCCCUUCAGGUUGGGAAAUGGAGGACAUAUUUAUGUAGGCUGGGGAGACAGUGACUGGAACUCUUGCUCUAUCCGUCUUCACGGCCGUCUUGGGGUCUCUGGAGUUUGGAUACAACAUCGGGGUCAUCAAUGCCCCCCAGAAGAUCAUUGAGGCAGAUUAUAACGCCACAUGGAAACACCGAUAUGGAGAGCCCAUCCCCACAGGGACCCUCACGUCUCUGUGGUCCCUCUCCGUCGCCAUCUUCUCCAUCGGGGGCAUGUUCUCCUCCUUCUGUGUGGGCUUUGUGUCCGAGUGGCUGGGCAGGAGGAAAGCCAUGCUCAUCAACAAUUUAUUUGCUUUCAUUGGUGGGAGUCUGAUGGGACUAUCCAAGCUGUGCCAUUCUUUUGAAAUGAUGAUUUUGGGCCGUUUUAUCAUUGGCGCCUUUUGCGGAUUGUCUUCUGGUCUGACCCCCAUGUACGUUGGUGAGAUUGCUCCUACGAGUUUACGAGGGGCACUGGGCACUUUACAUCAGCUGGCUAUAGUCACAGGUAUUCUAUUAGCACAGAUCCUAGGUCUUGAAUCGUUAUUGGGGAGUGCAGAGUUGUGGCCAGUCCUUCUUGGUCUAACUGUCGUACCAACUGUGUUACAAAUGGCCCUGUUACCGUUUUGUCCUGAGAGCCCAAGAUUCCUCUACAUUGUACGUUGUCAGGAGCAUCAUGCCAAGAGUGGCCUGAGGAGGCUGACGGGGAGGCAGGAGGUGGGAGACAUGUUGGCCGAGAUGAAGGAGGAGAAACGUCGGAUGGACAUGGAGCGGAAGGUGUCCAUUUUGGAGCUGUUCCGUUCUCCCAUGUACCGGCAGCCCAUGAUCAUCGCCAUCAUGCUACAGCUCUCACAGCAACUGUCAGGAAUCAAUGCAAUUUUCUACUACUCCACCAAUAUCUUCAUCAGCGCUGGGGUCCAGAGUCCAGUCUAUGCCACUAUAGGAGCGGGCGUGGUCAACUGUGCCUUCACUGUGGUCUCGCUCUUCCUGGUUGAGCGAAUGGGGCGCCGAACGUUGCACAUGUUAGGACUGGCUGGCAUGUGCGUCUGUGCCAUUGUCAUGACUAUUGCUCUUGCUUUACUGGAUAAGGUUCCCUGGAUGAAUUACAUCUGUAUGCUGGCUAUUUUUGGGUUUGUGGCGUUCUUUGAAGUGGGUCCAGGCCCUAUCCCGUGGUUCUUUGUGGCAGAGCUGUUCUCACAAGGUCCCAGGCCAGCUGCCAUGGCUGUAGCUGGCUGCUCCAACUGGACGGCCAACUUUAUCAUCGGCAUGGGAUUCCAAUAUGUGGCUAAUGCUACAGGGCCCUACGCUUUCCUGAUUUUUGCAGUGCUCCUUCUUUUCUUCCUGAUCUUCACAUUUUUCCGUGUGCCAGAGACGAGAGGCAAGACUUUUGACCAAAUUGCAUCAAACUUCCACUCGUCCACCAGAAGAGUCAGUCUGGAUAUGGGACUAGACAUGGACAUGGAUACAGAUGGGGAAAUGGAAAAAGACAGCACUGAACUGACCUAUCUGGGAGACACCAACAACCACUGAAGACUGUUGAUACAAAAUAAGAUGAUAUUUUCUGAUUUAGGCUGGGAGAAUUGUAAUGCCAAAGCAGAAGGAAGAACAAAACGAUAGAUUAACUGCUGAGGUUAAGAUAUUCCAGGGUGAUGUCUGUGUUUUUGAAAGGUGACUGACUUUGAUUCCUGCACUUUAUCUAUAAAAGCUCUAUGAUAAAACCUGGGUGUAUCUCCAUGGUUACAAAAAAUAAUAAGAUGGGAACAGUUUGAUGUUUUCCUGAGUCAUGAUUGGUGGGUUUUUAAAUGUUUUAAUAGUAAAAGAAGUAUAAUGGAUUUAAUUGUUUUAGGUGGAAUUCUUGAUUGUAUUGUAUUUUAACAAGUUGUCAGAACCCAAGGUCUUGAAAUAUUCUUUGAGGUAGGGGUGGGCAAUAUUGACAAAACACAUUUUUUUCAGAAUACUAUAUUAAUUCAUCAGAAAGGCACUAAAGCAGGCCUGUAAAUGUCACAGAAAUAUGAAUUGUAAAAUAAAAUCACCAUCUCAUACCCUUUUUUGUAACAUUUCACAACACAUUUGUUAUUUUGAUUUCCAAUAAGCUCCCAUUGCUGGCUUUUUAAGAAGAAUUUCAAAUUACAACUUACUAAAAUAUUCUUCCCCAAACCAAAUUGGUGAGAAAAUUCAGUUUUCAAUAUCUCCCACUCAACUUGGGGGCAUUUCUGACUGAUGAUUUAUUGCACAACCGAAUUUUGGUGUACUCUUUAUUCUUUGUAUAUAACGCAUGGUAGCCUAACCUUUUUAUUGGUGUUCAGUGUGUUGAGCGGUGUGCACAACCUUUUCCUUCAUUUGUGAUCAUAUUUUUCUGAGUUACUGAACCAAAUUUUGAAUGUAUGAAAUAAAAUGCUUUAUUUAAAUUGAAAG
This is a messenger RNA of Boleophthalmus pectinirostris (great blue-spotted mudskipper), 2798 nucleotides long. RefSeq names its product solute carrier family 2, facilitated glucose transporter member 4. Gene Ontology annotation, cellular component: membrane. The transcript has 12 exons. The record is from RefSeq and is a predicted model, not a curated record. The coding region runs from base 621 to 1913 and encodes 430 amino acids. Gene Ontology annotation, molecular function: hexose transmembrane transporter activity. NCBI's taxonomy places the organism in Eukaryota, Metazoa, Chordata, Actinopteri, Gobiiformes, Gobiidae. Gene Ontology annotation, biological process: monosaccharide transmembrane transport.